Babjeviella inositovora NRRL Y-12698 is the source of this 1304-nucleotide messenger RNA. RefSeq lists its product as uncharacterized. The coding region runs from base 181 to 1173 and encodes 330 amino acids. The transcript has a single exon. The record is from RefSeq and is a predicted model, not a curated record. Lineage: Eukaryota; Fungi; Ascomycota; Pichiomycetes; Serinales.
GCGAUUUCAUUACCUACGUCACCCAAGCAGUGCAGCCCUCACAAUAGACUUCGCCACGGCACGACCCCAUUCUCUAAAGACUUGGCCUAACGGCUGACGCGAGAUCAAAACAAAGAGUGGCACCGGAAAUACCGCAAUUUUAUCAAACCCCCCAAACUAUAUCCAUCAAUAUUGUUAUCCAUGACUACUUCCCCUUUUUCACUAGGUGACGACCUGGAGCUCUUAGUGUCGCUUAACCGCCAUGAGCCGUUCGCGUUCAAGAUCCGAUCCCCGGAGUUUGAGGCGCGGAUGCAGAGUGUCGCUGAAGAUGUCACGCUCAAUAGCACGGAAUCCGGUGGACGCCUAGAGUGCGAUGCCGCUGAAGUGGAGGAUCGCAUAGACAGAAUAUUUGCCGAAUAUACCCAAUUCGUAGAGGAAGGCAACGUGAUCACGGCGGAGGAUGUUGCCACGGGAAAGGCAGUUGCUGUAUGGAAGGCCAUCGUUUUCAUGGUGCUAAAACAAAAGGAGGGCAUUGAAGCGAGUGAUUUAAAGGAGGUUAAUGGGCCCAAAGUGUCGCUGAAAGCCAAUACUCAGUCAAGGCCUCGAAGCUCUCUUCCUAGCCAGGCUGCUCUAACAACAAGUUUUCUUGCUGUUGAGUCGGAUUCUGAGCGCUCUGCGUAUGAGAGUGGCGCCCAGCCGUACACAAAUGACAUAUUGGGCUCGAGUGAUGACGAGCCUCGCCAGAUCCCGUCGCACGGCCCAGACCAGACAGACUUUGCUCCGAUACCCUGGGACACCAACGAACCGCUUCCAAAAAAGUACAAGACGCCAAAUGGGAAAAAACUGAAAAAGGAGAAAAGGGAGAAAAGGGAGAAAAAGGAGAAAAAUGACAAAAAGGAAGAAAAGAAAAAGAAUAAAGGAAAGAAAGGGAAGUCAAGACUUGUUUUAGACAAGAAGGCGGUCAAAAAAAUCAUCAAAAAGCAGAGCCGACUGAAGAAAAUCAACAAGAAGUUGUGGAAGUUGUUUGAACUGUUGGUAGGCAAUGCCCAGGCGCAGUUACGACUCGAAAGAAAGCAUAGCCAUGAACUCUCGAACCUGUUUGAGAAAGUGGUUGAGCAAAACAAAUUAUUGACCGGCUGGUUGUCUCAGGUUCAGGCUGAGGCCGAGACUUUACUAUUGGAGCGUGUUGCAUAAGCUAAGCUUAUAUUAAUUGGCUUAUUAUAUCCAACAGGUGACUUAGAUCAUGGUAUGGGUCUGAUUUUUUCGUGUGGGGGCUAUCCAACGGUAAACUCACCCAGUUACAUCUAGGAUUAGAUAUGCGUAUC